UGUUGUUGUGGUGGUAGGUGAGAUAAUAAUGGCGGCAGCUGGAGGCGGAUUACCAGCCUCGGCUGCCAUUGUGAGCGCGAGUCCGUGGGCUGUAGCGCGCUGUCGCUUUCCGGGGCGGCCAUGGACACCUCGCAGUCGGCUGAAGACGGGGAAGCGGUUGAAAGUCGGGCGUUUGGGGCUGGAGGCGGCGCGGGUUGGUUGUGAAGAGGAGAGGCCCGGUGAUGUUGAAGUCACACUGAGAGAGGAUCCGACAUUACUGCAGUUACUGAAGCUCGGCCAGAAGCUCGCGCACCGGAGAGAGGCGGGUUUCUGCACCAGUGAUGAGGAAGAAGAAUUCACAGGCUUCCAGGUCGCUGGCCGACGACCUUCACGCUCUGGACAAGGCAUUUCACAGAGAACUCCUCUUAAAUCUCUACCAUCACCUGAAACAUUGCUUCUGGGUUCUGAUUCACCUGCUCCAAGAAAAGGCUCGAAGGCAGCAGCAGAAACAGAGAAGACAUCUCGCUCAGAGAAGAUUAAGAGGAGAGGUGGAGAAGGUCUCAGAACUCGUCGAAAUGUCGCGAGGCCCAAACUGGUUGUUAAACUGGCUUGCAAAACCGUGCCCAGUAAAAAUCUGUCAAGCAGGCCUCAAGUGGAAAAGACUUUGGGUCUGAAGCCUUCUAGGAAAAAUCGAGAUAAGCGUGAAAGUGUAGAAGAUGUGGAAGAUCAGUUAUUGGCUGAGCCUGGCUAUGAAGAUGUGACAGCAGAAACUGAAAUGGAGAAAUCAAGCAGGAUGCCAAGGAGUCGAAAGCGACAGAAGAAAUUAGUUUGGAAUUUAACUCUGAUUAAAAGGAAAGCUCUUUCUGUGUCUUUAAAGCACGCCAACAGACAGAACAUUUCUGAUGUGAAGAGUUCCUCUCCAGAGGUGGCGACUGACAUACAGCCACAGGAUUUAGUUUCUACUGAUGGAAUUGAUGACACUCAGUCUCUUACCCAUGCUUCCCACAAAUUAGGGCGGCGCAAGACAGUAUUUGGCAAUCGUAGGAAGCCCUGGCGAAAAAUAAGUGAAACUCAAGAGCCGGCUGAGGUUAAGCCUCCUAGAAAAAGACGGCGGCUUGUCAAGUACAUCUAUGAAGAUUUGGAAUUGCCACUAAGCCAGGAGCAGCGAACGGAUGAAUCCACUCGGAUGGAGAAUGCAGCCCAUGGUUCUGUGGUCAGUGCUCGCCCGUCCAGGGUGAUCAAGGUCCCUAAAAGGUUUAUGGAUGACGAAGAACUCUCCGGACUGCCGACGAAGAAGCCCGUCCAGACAGAAAUCCAGGACGAUGAGUCUUGCGAAUCUGCGAAAACGGAUGUGUCCCAAGUCCAGAAACUUGGAAGCAAGCGGAAGAGCGGCAAACGGCAGAACCUUGGUGACGACGAGGAUACUUUUGUUGAGAAGUCUGAAGGAGGGAAAUCCAGUGGGUUCUCCGGUGCCCGAAAGAAAGCAGUCAGGCCAGGUUAUGAUUCCAGCCAUCUUAAAAUCUACGAGAAGCUGAAGAAGCUCACGGCAAGUCUGGCUCGGCGGAAGGAGCAACGAAUGGCAAGCAGACAGUCCAGCGGUAUUUGUGAGAAGCCCGAUGAGGCCACGCAGGGCGCUUCCACGUGUUCCACCGAGUUGGCAAGCUUGAAGACAUCUGAUAUAAAGAUAGGGGAUCUAGACUGUCCAGGAGUUGUAUGCAAAUUAGCCAUUCAUGGGGAACAUAAAGGCAGACAAUCAGCACUUUGCUAUGCUGGUAAAACCAAAGCACUUGCAGAGAGCAGCCCAACCAACAAUGAGCAGCUAACCAGUGAUGCAAGUACUUCUCAGGUGGUGGUGGCCCCAGGAGGUUCAGUUUAUAAAAUCAACCUGUCUGGAGCCAAUAAAAAGAUGCUUCACCUAUUAAAGAGAGCCAAGGUGCAGCUGAUUAAAAUCGACCAGCAGAAACAGAUGAAGACAGCUCAGCUGAUGUCUGACAAAGCUGGAGCUGAAAAUGCUACCAGCAUGAGCAUAACCGGAAGGAGAAGAAGAAAAGUAGUGAGGACAGACGAUGAAGAGGUUCCUCAGGGGCAUCUGGUUGGGGGUCCACGCAUAAAACACGUGUGUCGGGCGGCAGCUGUGGCACUGGGGCAGCCUCGUGCUAUGAUACCUGAUGAUAUUCCCAGACUCAGUGCUUUGCCUUUGCAUGAGAGAGAGGGCAUUUCACCUUUACCUGAUACAGAAGAUCAAGGUUCCCACUCUGAACCUGAGAGCACUGGCUCCGCCGAGCCAAGGCCAGGGUACAGGCGGAGGUUUUUCAGAGUUGGACAGAACCGCUGUUUACAAUGCAAGGGCUGCUUGAGGAUAGAAGACUGUGAGACAUGUGUCUUCUGUCUGGAUAAACCGAAAUUUGGUGGACCCAACAAGAAACGCCAGAGCUGCAUAUAUAAAAAGUGCGAGAGGAUGCAAGAAAGCAAAAUGAAACGAUUGAAAGUUCAGAUGAAGCGACGCGCAGAUGCGUACGGAGGCGCAGAGGAAGCGGGAGAGGUAGACGGCACACUAGACUGCUCGAGCCCGGUGGAACUUUCUAAUGCAAGUCCUAGCAGGAGGCCUAGACGUCAGGUCCCACGACGAUGCUUCAGUGACCUGUUAGAUUCAGAGUCUACUGAUACGGCAGCAUCCGAUACAGAGACGGAGAAAGAACAAAUCAGCAGUGUUCCAGUUACUCAGACUAACGAUACUAUUGCACCCUCUGAUACUCAAGUCGAUGUAUUAAAACCACGAAAGCCUGGUUUGCCAAGAGGACCUUGGGGUAGACGAAAAAUUGACAAGAGCUCAGUGGAGCACACCGCGCGCAGCGUCCUGCCCACACUGAAUAAUGGCUUUGUUCAACGCCUGGCACAAGAGGCAGCACACAAAAUCCGGGUAGACUUCAAGGAGGACUGCCACAUUCAAAACGUGUGGGCAAUGGGGGGGCUGAGUGUCCUCACUUCAGCUCCCAUAACACCGGAAUGUGUGUGUCUGCUCUGUGCCAGUAAAGGCCAUCAUGAUAUGAUCUUCUGUCAGAUGUGCUGCGAGCCCUUCCAUCGCUUCUGCCUUCCAGCAGAUGACCGGCCGCAGAAGGAAAACAGGCAGAACUGGUGCUGUAGGCGCUGCAAAUUCUGCCGUGUCUGCGGACGUAAGAGCAAACCAGGAAAGCCUGUUUUACAGUGCAAAAAGUGCUUUUAUUGCUACCACCCAUCUUGUCUUGGACCUACAUAUCCCAAGCCAGACAAGUGCAAUACUUCCUGGACAUGUAUGUUAUGUAUACGAUGCAAGAGCUGUGGGGUGACACCUGGGAAAUCCUGGGAGCUUAAUUGGAAUCAUGAGCUUAGUCUUUGCUGUGUCUGCAGUGACCAUUAUAAGCAAGGUAACUUUUGCACAGUGUGUCUGAAGUGCUACAGUGAGCAUGAAUUCGACAGAAAGAUGAUGCAGUGUGCUCGCUGCGCCCACUGGGUACAUCCCAAGUGUGAAGGACUCACAGAUGACAUGCAUGAGAUCCUAAGCAGGUUGCGUGGGAAAAGUCUGGUGUUCUCCUGUGCAGCCUGCAGUGAGCACUUCCCGAGCGGGUGGCAAGAAGUGGUCCAGAGUGUACUGCAGAGUGGCCUAGAGAAGGUCAUGAAUAGCCUGAGGAUCUCUCCAACCACCCGUCAUCUUCAGAUCUGUUCACAGUGCAAGGCCUCUCCUGAUUCUGAGAUUAUAAAGGAAAGGAAUGUGGUGUGUGAUCUUCAUUCUGUGGUGAGGAAGCUUCAAGAAGGCCUGUACACUUCAUUGAAAGCAUUUCAUGAGGAUGUAGUGGUAGUAAUGACAAGGAAGCUACAACAAGAAAAAUCGCUUCCAGAAGAAAAAAGGCCCACCGCCCAAGCGAAGGCUUUCUACAUUAAGUUACUGGAGCAAACUUUUAGUUGGUUCAACAGUCGGGACCCUAAAACAUGGAUGCCGGUUACAAAAGAAUUCCCAAGUUGUAUGAUCCCAGGUGCUAUAAUUCCACCCUCUAAAGAACACAGUUAUGCCCAGUGGUUGAAGAAACAUGACCGUACCACUAAAACGACAAAUAAGAAUCAAGAAAACAUUCAUUUAAAAGCACAAGCUGCAGAUACACUGAAUGUCAACCAAUCUGCAUUAGAUGCAAGACAUUGCUCACUUUGUCAGCAACAGGGUGAAGCCAAGCCCAGCGAGGCGGGCAGGCUGCUAUACUUGGGGCAGAAUGAGUGGGCUCAUAUAAACUGCUGCAUCUGGUCAGCUGAAGUGCAGGAGGUUAAAGGGGCGUUGCUGAAUGUCUACAGUGCUGUAGCCAGGGGGCGGUUCUUGCGUUGUGAGAGGUGUAACCAGACAGGAGCUACAGUGGGCUGCUGUCUUGCUUCUUGUCACAGUAAUUACCACUUCAUGUGUGCACGUGCCAGCCACUGUGUCUUUCAGAUCGAUAAGAAGGUAUACUGUCAUAAACAUCGAGAUCUCAUCAACAACAAGAUGGUGAACGGGUUUGAGGUUCUACGACGAGUCUAUGUCGAUUUUGAUGGUAUUAACCUUCGAAGGAAGUUCCUCACUGGCUUGGAACCAGAGUGUAUUAACGUCGUGAUUGGCUCAUUGCAUAUUCAGAAGCUCGGUGUGCUGACUGAGCUAUCUGCAAAUGCUGGAAAAUUGUAUCCUGUUGGUUACCAAUGCACUCGGUGGUACUGGAGCACAGUGGAUCCUCGAAAACGAUGCAAGUACACCUGUAAAGUGAUGGAUGUGCGACAUGCAUACCAUAGGAGAAAUCCAAAUCUUGGACAAAAUGAGAAGAACUGCACCAUAGCGCACAGUCCAAAACCACAGAAAGAUGUGGACUUGGACACUGAUGUUGCUAUCCAAUUAACUCCCACAACCCCGUCUCCUAACUCAAAAAUGCACUCAGGAACAGAAUCUAAAACCCCAAUGCACCAUCACAACCGGAGACCAGCUGGUGGAACUUUCAGACCGUUGCCCUCACCAGGUUCUGCUGUUUCUAGUUCUCAUCACAUCCUGACCAUCAGUGAUCUUGAUGACACGCGCCGGUCGAGAAGGCUUUUCUCACGCAGCCGAAAUGCAUCUCCUCCUCAUUCCCCCUUAAGUCCGAUGAAAAUUGGCUCACGAGGUGGGCUUCACCCCAGAUCGCUUUCUGGAAGCUCUCCCGUGUCUCCAGUUAGCGCUCGCGAGAGCCCUAUAAGCCCCCAUUCACCUCGCCGCAGGGGCCGCCCUCCUUCCUCCCCUUCCAGUGCUACUUCGGCGUACUCUCCUAGGCAAGGCGUGGUCGGAAGCCCCCCUUCGACUGCUGUUUUGUCGCCAUGCCACUCCCCAAGAAAUCUGCAACAUUUCAAGGCGACCCCACCUGAAUCUGCAGAGGUCCCUCGAGAUUUCUCGGCCGAAAUUCCAGAGCUGGGUAUCUCCAUGACUGCAGUCCUCGAAGAUGGAGUCGCAGAUCAAGACUUGCUCUGUACGCACUUCGAUGCCGACACGGAAGUGGCAGUCGCGUCUGUGUUGAACGAGAAGCUGGAGUUCGACGAGGCCUUGCUGAACGAUGACGUGACUCUGCACUGCGGCUUAUACGGCAGCACGGGAGAAGUGCAGGACCUUGCUAAGGAAGUCCAUACGGAAGGUCUGACCGAGGUCGACUCGGCUGACGAGGACUCCGCGCGCUACUUUAACUUCUCUCGUACGGUCGUGGUCUGUGAUUCUGCCAAGGACUCCGCACAACCUGGGGUGUCCACCCCUCCUACCUCAAAGUCCAUCUCUCAGCUGGACGGGGCUGAUAACGAUUCUGAAAGUGACACGGGUGAAGCUAAUGGAGAGGUCAGCUAUCAUGGUCAGGAUAAAAAGCCAUCAAACAGCAACGGCGGUGAAGAAAGCCAGGAAUUUCACGAAUCACUGUCUUUGCAAGAGAGUGUGGAUAUGCUUGUUGACUGUAUUACAGAAGUAUCAACACACCAAGAAGGUGCUUCUGCUGGAGAUUUAAUAGGGCAGGAUGUGCCGUUCUCAUCUACGGUCGACGUGCCUGAUGUGCCGUCCACUUCCCCUGUCUUUUACACAAGCAGUGAAUUUGUUGCAGGUCACCAGGACAUCAUAGCAGACAGCAAACCAGUAGCUGAGUUAAACGAGUUGUGGUUGGAUCCUGUCAGCGGUAAUUUUAUCUCUCCUCAUGAUGGCAGCCUAAUACAAAUAAGUGACACCCCCACUUCAGUCCCAGUCCCAGUAAAGAUCGACGUGAAACCACCAGAGGCAAAGAUCUUACCCAGACCCCCUGGAGGAAAGCUGCGAAUCAUUGCUUCACGUCCGCCUGUGCAUAGAAAUAUAAUAAUCCCCCAGCACAGACUGCUCAAAGUGGCUGUACCCGCUGGCAUGUCACUGCCACUAUCUUUGCCUGUUAACGUUCUUCCCGCUUCUCCCGGUCUUCCACAAAAAAACCACGUCACUUCAUCUCCAGUCGUUAUUAACGGUCUGGAUUCUCAUCCCAAGACCGCCACAAAGGGCAGAGCCAUCGCCAUCCGCAUCCCUUCUACGACCAAACCAAGUCUGACCGGUGCAUCGUCCAGUCCGCAAGUCCUACUCAUCAACCGCUCUGGGCAAAUUUUAAUAAAAGACCCACAGACCAACACUUACCAGAUUCCUAAUGCUAAUUCACAGCCUUACAACCAGAUUAGCCAGAUUGCUAAAGUCAUUCACAGUCAGAACCUCGUCCAGAGGAUCAUGUUGAGCCCGGUGCCUCAAGCCAGCCCCAGCCAAAGUCCCACAACACGCAUAGUGUCAUACAUCAAUGGAUCCGUGCCCCCCACUAAAGUUUUGUUAAAGACGGUACCCCAGCAAUCUUCAGAAGUUCAAAUGAGCAUCGCAAAUCCAAAUAAAGAAAGAACCAGUGACGUAAAGCUCAAGAACGUAUCUGUGCCAGUAUCACCAGUAUUUGGAAGAAGCCAGGAAGAUAAGGCGCAGUCUAUUCUUGAGAGAGCCAUGGCAACUCACCGAGACGUAGCCAGCCCUACUGCGAUAAAGCCACACCAAUUCCAGCUCCACCAGUACCUUGAGAAGUUCCACCAGUCUCCAGAAUUAAAGAUCCAGCACAAGCCUACCAUUCUGUCCCAUUCAAAGCCUCAGGUCAGAGUCAAGAGGGUGUCCUCGGCAUCGGACCGAAUUAGUAUCGGUCAGUGCAACACAAUCACCGAACCAACAGUUCCCAGCUCCCAGGAUGAGCUAAACAGAUUGAAUAAAGUCCGGAUUAAGGCCCCAACAAUGAAGGAUGUGCUGGACUUGGAUAGACCACAAGCUGAAAAUCCUGGGCAACCAAAGAUUAAAGAAGCCAAAGAAUCUGAAAGCAAAAGAAUUACUUCAGAGGAAUCUGAACCCAGUGAUCCACCGCAAACAGAAAAAGACAAACAUGACAAUACUCAUGACUGGGUCAGCUCCAGAAAUAGUGACCUCUCUGACUGGGGCCCCUGUGCAGGUUGGAGUUCAGACGAGGACGGCCCAUCGCCCGAAAAGGAAGGAGAUGGCUGUGUCAGUCAGGGUCAGCCUCACCUUCUCUUCAAAAUCACCAGUGACGAUGGCUUCAGCGUGGAGGCUGACAGCAUAGAAGUGGCUUGGAAGGCCGUGGUGGACGGAGUUCAAGAGGCACGGAUAGGCCAUAGGCUCGAGCAGCUGCCACUGGGCAGGAUAAGUGGAGCCAGGGUACUGGGGGUUGUUCAUGAUGCCGUGCUGUUUCUGCUGGAGCAGCUGCAGGGGGCAGGCCAGUGCCACAGUUACAACUUCCGCUUCCACCAGCAGGAGAAUGCUGAAGAAGAGCUACCAAUAAACCCAAGUGGUUGUGCUCGGGCUGAAGUCUAUACAAGGAAUGCUACAUUUGACAUGUUUAACUUCUUGGCCUCCCAACAUCGGCAACUUCCAGAAAGCAGGCCGUGUGAUGACGACGAGGAUGAGGUCAAGCUCAAAUCCAGCAGACGUGCGACCAGUAUGGAGCUGCCAAUGGCAAUGCGCUUCCGACACCUCGAGAAAACAUCUAAAGAGGCUGUUGGAGUUUACAGGUCGGAAAUUCACGGACGUGGUCUCUUCUGUAAGAGAAACAUAGAAGCUGGAGAGAUGGUGAUCGAGUACGCCGGUAUUGUCAUUCGUUCGAUUCUGACUGACAAGCGGGAAAAUUACUACAGCAGCAAGGGUAUCGGCUGCUACAUGUUCCGCAUCGAUGACUUCGACGUAGUGGAUGCCACUACGCACGGCAACGCUGCCCGUUUUAUUAACCACUCAUGCGAGCCCAACUGUUACUCCCGGGUGAUUAACGUGGAAGGCCAGAAGCACAUCGUCAUAUUCGCUCUGAGGAAGAUCUACCGUGGGGAGGAGCUCACCUACGAUUAUAAGUUCCCCAUCGAAGAUGCCAACAGCAAGCUACACUGUAACUGCGGCGCUAGGCGCUGUAGACGCUUCUUGAACUAGGGGAACUCGCUAUUUCUCUGGCGAACGGACAUCUGAUUUGACCAUUUUAGCACCCAUGGGAAAGCUGGAAUAUUAGGGAUGGAGGGACAGAAACUUGGUGUGAAUUUAAGCACCAGGAUUCUUGAUAGAUUCAUAGAUUGUCAAUCAGUGCUCCGAGUCAGAGAGCAAUACCACAACUAAUACAUUCACUGAGGCUUUUGAGUAAAGCAAACAAAAAAACCAAGAGAUUUUAGAUCUCUUUUUGCUACUGAUUUGAAAGAUCUCCACAGCUGGAGCAUCUUUCUUUUUGCACCUUAUUGGGGCUCUGAAUUUUACCGCAGAUGAGUGGGAGUAUUAGAAACUGCUACUGGGACUGUUUUUCUGUGAACCAAUAGUUUAGUAAGCAUUUUAAUGAAGGUCAUAAUUUUACUGCUUUUAUAACUUCCAAACCUUUUGCUUUCUUAUUUUCACCACUGUACAGGAACGAUUUAUUCACCUAUUCACCUAAAUACCCCUCAGCCUGAUACUUGUACAGGUUUUUAUUAAAUAACACCGUUCAUGUACAGGAAUUACAGACAGAUCUAUCUGAGAUUUGGCUGUAUAUGAGAGGAAGGUGUUAAGUUGAGUGGUCUUGAUCUGCUUUGGGACAGAUUUAUAUUUUUUAAUGAUAUAAAUGCCAUGUUUUAUAGGAUUUCUAUUGUGCUUUAGAAAAUUAACCCUUCCAACUAUAAGCAGUUCAUUCUUUUCUGUUACAACCCUAAUUAAGGGAUUUAAGGGAUCAAAAACCUAACCUAACCUAACCUUAAGAAAAACCAUCUUCCUAUAGCUACAUGGAUGGCUUUACAGGUCUACUACCUCAGUAGCUAAAGACCAGUAAUAGCUUGUAGAAUAGAGUGAACAGGAACUUCGCAGUUCUGUGCUAGCUUUAAACGUAUAAGCCAUGUUUCUGCUAGCAGUAGGCUUCACUUUUUGUCGUUUGUUUAUUUGUGUAAAUUUUUUUUAAAUGACGUGCGAGGAUCGAGUCCCCUUAUUUAGCAUGAGGACUUCUCUUCUGUGUCGUUUAGCACAAUAGCAAUUUUGUAUAUAGUUGUACAAAAUAUUCAAAUGUGUUAAUUUUCUAUGCACUUUUUUAUUUAUAAUGUUCUAAACCUAAUAAAGAAACUAAAUGUUUGAACAAAA
Trichomycterus rosablanca is the source of this 9604-nucleotide messenger RNA. RefSeq names its product lysine (K)-specific methyltransferase 2Ba (gene kmt2ba). Lineage: Eukaryota; Metazoa; Chordata; Actinopteri; Siluriformes; Trichomycteridae. Gene Ontology annotation, molecular function: DNA binding; zinc ion binding; protein binding. The record is from RefSeq and is a predicted model, not a curated record. Gene Ontology annotation, biological process: positive regulation of DNA-templated transcription. Bases 29 to 8446 code for a protein of 2805 amino acids. The transcript is spliced from 37 exons. Gene Ontology annotation, cellular component: histone methyltransferase complex; nucleus.